Phlebotomus papatasi is the source of this 315-nucleotide messenger RNA. Its product is annotated as dnaJ homolog subfamily B member 8-like. Bases 1 to 315 code for a protein of 104 amino acids. Lineage: Eukaryota; Metazoa; Arthropoda; Insecta; Diptera; Psychodidae. The record is from RefSeq and is a predicted model, not a curated record. The transcript is spliced from 2 exons.
AUGUCGGACAUCAAGAGAAAUUACUACGAGGUUCUAGGAUGUUCCAAGGAAGCAAGUCCGGAAGAACUGAAAAAGUCGUACCAAUCCCUGAUACUAAAGUACCAUCCGGACAAGAGGACUCCAGACAAUAAGGCAGACACUGAGGACAGUUUUCAUUCGAUAGACACUGCUUAUAAAAUCCUGAGAGAUCCAGAAAGCCGAAAAAUCUACGAUGCUGAAUUGCUACAGAAGGAAUUCUCCGAGAGACCCCUAGACACCUUUGGAGACUUGUAUUUGUCAUCGAAUUGUCAAACAAAUUGGAUGACGCAGAAGUGA